This is a messenger RNA of Paramecium sonneborni, 1105 nucleotides long. NCBI's taxonomy places the organism in Eukaryota, Ciliophora, Oligohymenophorea, Peniculida, Parameciidae. The record is from the annotation of a GenBank genome assembly.
AUGAUGGUUUUCGAGAUUUUGGAAGUUUUGUAGAAACCAUUAUCCCGAUCAAAAAAAAACAGCCAGAGAAAAAGUAGGAUUUUUCAGGAAUUUAUUUGUUACUUGGAUUUAUCCAUCUUUGUAAGAAUAAAUGAUUUAUUAGAAAAUUAGCUUAAAAAUAGAAUAUGUAUAUUUUUAAAUAAUGAUAAAUAAAAAUUAAUAUAAAAUGAACUUAAAAUUUAAAUUAGAGAGACAAUAUAUUAAAGUACUGUCUAUAUGUUGAUUCCUUUGUUUAUUUAUUUUUUUUUAAGCUGGUGGAUUUAAUAGUUAUAUGUAUAAGCAAGUAGAGAAUUACAAAGAUUGGAAUCAAUAUCUAAAAGUCCAAUUUUAAGUUUAUUUGGAGAAUGUAUAAAUGGGUAGAGUUAUAUGAAAGUAUUUAAAAAGGAGAGUAAAUUUAUAGAGAAACUUAGUGAUAAUAUGGAUGUAAAUCGUAAAGUAUUUUUGGAAAUGAUAGAAUUUCAGGUUUGGUUUAUGUUGAUAUUGGGAUUAGUAAAGUUAUUUGUAAAUGCACAAUGGCCUUAGUAUAUUGUGUAUUUUAUUCUUUUUCUCUUCCUUCUUUGGCAGGAUUAUUAUUCAUAUAUGCAACAUAAAUAGAUGGAAAUGUUUCAGAAUGUGUUUAAGCAUUUAGUUAAUUAUAAUUGGGAUUGGUAUCAUUUGAAAGAUGUUUGGUAUUUAGAAAGAUUAAACCAACAGCAGCAGGUUUUAAAUAAUCAUUUAUAAGAAUCUCAUUUUGAAAAUUAUUUAGAUCAUUGGCCAAAAUAAGGUCGAAUAGAUUAUAUAAAUUAUUCAGUAAGAUAUAGAGAAGGAUUGAAACCUGCAUUAAAAAAUUUAAAUUUUACAAUAGAUCCUUAAGAUAAGAUUGGAGUGAUAGGAAGAACUGUAGCUGGAAAGUCAACUGUAACAUUGACACUUUUAAGAAUUUUAGAAGCUUUAGAUGGAAAGAUAGUAAUAGAUAAUGUAGAUAUAUCAACUAUAUCUUUGAAAUAAUUAAGAGAACAUAUAACAAUGAUUAUGAAGGGGGACUUUGAGAGAAAACAUUUAUCCUUUAAAUUAAAGAACAGAUGAA